AUACCUGGAAACCAAUUGUUUACUUGGUUUAACAGCAAUAUGGAUUUUUAUUGGUUUGAUUACUUAAAAGGUUUGAUUGGUGGAGAAGGAGGUGGACAUGCGUAAACAUAAAUUUGGAAGCAAUUUGAAGUUAGCAGCGUAUCAAAAUCCCGCGUCGCGAGCCUGUUGCCCAGUUUAUUGAUCUGACACAAUUGAACAACCUGCAUUGCUGUCAUCUACCAAAACAGUUGUACCACGGACGAGUUUAAUGUCGUAUCGUGUAGUAGAACUCGGGAAAAAAUUCAACUUUUUCAUUAUUUAUUAUAAAAUAACUAUUAUUUAACGGGUGUUAUUUUAAUGGAUUUCAUUUGUGAUGAUUUUCUGUCGGGGUGACGUCACAGGUUUUUGAUAAUGAUUUUUUAACAACAAAAUGUAGAACGAAUUUUUUCGUUCUUUUUAUCGAUGACAUUUAUGUUAUGUGAUUUUUAUUAUUUCAUGUCGUUGACGAUAGUGUGACUAAUAAUGUUGCAUUGAGAAAAAUAACGUCGAUGGAUCAUUAUUGUUUAAUUAUUAAUUAUAAUAAAUAUUAUUGUCAUAUAGUCAAUAAUUCAUUAUCUAGUCAUUCUAUACGAGUUAAAAUAACUAGUAAAUCAAAAAAAGUUAUAAAUAUCUAAAUAUAAAAUAACGGAAUGCUUUUUUCUAAUGAAUAUAAACGUAUGUCAGUGGUAUAGAUUUAAAUAAAAUUCAAACCUCAAUGAGAUAAAAAUCAUUGAAGAUGAAGAAAUUUACAAUAAAAGGCGUUUUAGACGGUUUCCGAUCGUCAGUUGCUCAACAGGUUAAACCUGAUCAGGAAAUAAUUGAAAAUUUGAGAAGUGAACACUUUCAAGUUAAAAAAACAUUCAGACAUGGUUUUCCACAUCAACCAACAGCUGUAGCAUUUGAUCCAAUCCAGAAACUUUUAGCUAUUGGUACUAAAACAGGAUCUUUGAGAAUUCUUGGCCGACCUGGCGUUGAUGUUAACAUCAAACACGAGGGUGGUGCAGCUGUUAUUCAACUAGAAUUUCUCAUCAAUGAAGGUGCCCUGGUUUCUGUUACUGCAGAUGAUACAUUACAUCUCUGGAAUUUGCGACAAAAAAUACCACAAGUUGUACAGAGUCUUAAAUUUCAACGUGAAAGGAUAACGUCAAUCCAUCUGCCACUACAAAGCAAGUGGCUAUAUGUGGGCACAGAAAGAGGAAACAUUCAUGUACUUCACAUCGAGACCUUUGUUUUAUCUGGAUACGUGAUCAACUGGAACAAAGCUAUAGAAGUGUCAAGGAAAACUCAUCCAGGGGCUGUGAUUCAUCUGAGUGAUAAUCCACUGGACUUGAGUAAGAUGCUCAUUGGCUAUGAAUCAGGACAAAUUUCCUAUUGGGAUUUAAAAACCAAAUGUGCUGAGUGGAGAUGUCAAACAGACGAGCCCUUAAGAUCAAUUUCUUGGCAUCAUGAGGGUAAACAAUUUAUGUGUAGUCACACUGAUGGAUCACUUUCUACGUGGGUUUUAAAACAACCUAGGCCAGUCAGUGUUACUCAUCCACACGCUAAACUGACAAAAGAUGGAGAACCUGAGCCAUGCAAAUCAAUUCAAAAAGUCGAGUGGAAGCUCUCUAGAUCAGGUGAAGCGUAUGUUAUAUUUUCCGGCGGAUUAGCUUAUGAUACGACCGGAAGAACGCCGAGUAUUACCGUGAUACAGGGAAAAACUACAACUGUUUUGGAAAUGGAACAUAACGUCGUUGAUUUUAUAACAUUGUGCGAAAGUCCAUACACAAGUGACUUUCAAGACCCUUACGCAGUCGUUGUGCUGCUACAAAAUGACUUGGUGGUAAUUGACCUACUAACACCAGGAUUCCCAUGUUUUGAGAAUCCGUAUCCUAUGGAUAUUCAUGAAUCUCCAGUAACUUGUUGCGCUUAUUUCGCUGAUUGUCCUUCGGAUUUAGUACCAGCAUUUUAUUCUGUCGGAUCUAAAUCACAGAAAAAGACGGGCUUUAGUGAAAGAGAGUGGCCAAUUUGUGGGGGAGAAUGGAGUCCCAACUCUAGCAGUUACAGUGAAAUCAUUCUCACUGGACAUGCGGAUGGGAGUAUAAAGUUCUGGGAUGCGUCAGCAGGUUCCCUACAAGUAUUAUAUAAACUUAAAACGGCUAAAUUAUUUGAGAAAACUAAAACUAAGAGCUUAGAUGGUGAAGAGGACCCAUUGGCUAUACAAUUAAUUUUUUUAUGUCCGGAAAGCCGAAAAUUAGCAAUCGCUGGUGCUGGACGUCAUGUGGUGUUAUUUAAAUUCAAGAAAGUCGAAAGCAUGUCAGAAGUUGUGACGUUAGAAAUAUCGCUUUCUGGUGAUGGUAAGGAUGCAGAGGGGUCACCAGAUCCUGAUUUGGACCCCUGCCAAAUCCCCGGGGUGGAAGAAUCUCGAGCUGCAGAGGCUGCGAUGUCGUUAAAAGUCCGUGGAGGAUUGCAAAAACGUGCCGCUGGCUUUCAAGCGACCUUGAUCUGUUUAACGACUAAUAGUGGAGGGGAACAGACGGAAAAUAUUACGUCUUUAAGCCUGAAUUCAUCCUAUGGCCUACUAGCGUAUGGCAAUGAAUCCGGUCUAGUGUUGGUAGACAUAGUCCAAAAAGUUAAGCUUUUAGUAUUAAGUACUUCAGAAAUUGGUAGUACAGGUGAUCCAUAUCAGCGGACAUUACGAAGUCCUAAACGUCAAGAUGACGCAAAAAAAGAGAAUGAUGACAAAGCUCGUAGUCCUAGCAUCGAUCAGAUUCAUCGAGAAUCAGCAACAGAAACCGAGUCUUUAGUAGCACCAGUAGGAGAAAAGGCUUCUUCUUCCUUCUCCUUGCACCAUCCUCAACAGCCGACGCACGUAUCCCAACAACCACAAUUUCACGAAGAUUGUCACAGUGUAAACAGUGACAGCCGAGACAACUCCGAAGAUGCGUUGCUCAUCAAGGAAUCACCAGUUAUGACUAAGAAAAGUGGAUCAAUAAGUGGUGAGGACGAAACAACGCGUAAAAAUAAUCCAUGGAAGUCCUUUAGUCUCAAACGACAACUCAGCAGGGUUGACAUAAAAAUAAAGAGCACAUUCACACCAUCAUCAUCAUCGUCUUCUUCAUCAUCAGCAUCUACGCACAAUGGGAGACAGCCACAGUCGACAUUUUACUGCAAUCCUAUGGAUGCUGAAUCACCGGAAAUAAACGAAGAAUCGACACCAACAGCAUCUGGAGUGUCAGCAACUGAGACUGGUGGAUUUGGUAGUAGAAGUCCUAUUGCUGCUAGAUCACCACGAAGUGAAAAGAAAUAUGGAAAUUUAGCUGAAUCAACUACCUUAAUUAGCCCUACUAAUAAUACUAUUGAUGAUAAUGAAGAUAUUGGUUGUGAUGACAAUAAAAAAAGUCAAUCUGAUAAUUACUCUAGACCAAUCGAUUUGCCUUUAUAUGAAAGUAAUGAUAAAUUAAUGGAUAUGCAGAGGAGAUUAGUUAAAGGACGACAUAUGAAAUCAAGACUAUUAUCAAUACCUAAUGUGAAGAGUCAAAAAAAUUAUACUAAUGAAGCAAGUAUGAAACAUGAUGACAAUACUUCAACUACAAGCAACGAAUCAUUCGCCGGAAAUUUUAUGAGGCGUUUCAGCCGUGUAGACAAGUUCGACAGUACGUUUCAACGUUCAAGAAGUUCAAGUAUGUCAUCACUUGAAAACAUUUCAACGGAAACCAUCAGCUGCCUUACUUUUGCCGAUUGUUACACUAAAAAAACUGAUGUCAACGUUUUACCGACUCUGUGGAUUGGCACGUCUUUGGGUUCAAUACAAACGGUUGUAUUCAAUUCCCCAGCAUCUGAAGACCGUCAUACUCAGCCUGUGAUCAUUUCUACUUGUAAUGGAUUAUCAUUUAAGCUAAAGGGAUGCAUAUUAAAUAUAUCAUUUUUGGACUGUAAUGGAACUCUAAUACCCAACUCAUAUGAACCAUGGAAGGAUGAAAAUGAUGGGAGAGAGCGUAGUCGUUCAGCUAAAUCAAAUAGCCGAAUGUCACCAUUAUUAAAUGCACAAGCUAGCUCUGCGGGAGAUGGAUUUGAUGAUCGUCAAUUCGUUGUUUUAAUAUCCGAGAAACAAGCACGAGUUGUUGCACUUCCAUCACAAAAUUGUGCUUAUCGACAGCAGUUGAGUGAAACUCAUGCAGUUAUAAAAGCAGAAAUCACUACGAUAAAAGAUGGUGUUUGUCUUGUUUGUUAUGUAUCUAAUGGCCACAUAGCGACUUAUAGUCUACCAAGUUUAAGGCCCUUGGUCGAUGUUGAUUUUUUACCGUUGCAAGAUUUAAGUUUUCAGACAACAAAGCAUGGCAUUGUAGACCCCAUGUUGUCCAUAUGGGGUCACCAACUCUUUGUAAAUGGCGAUACAGAUCAAAUUUCAAAAACUAUUUGCCUUACCAAUAAAGGCCAUGGAUUAUAUUUGUCAUCGCCAACUGAAAUACAAAAGUUUAGUCUCUCAAGUGAUUUUUGUUCGGAGUUACCAGAAAUGAUGGGCGAUUUAUUUGUAACUGUGGACAUGCCAGAACCGCCUAAAGAAAGUUUCUUUAAAGGACUCUUUGGGGGUGGUGCACGUAGUGUAGAUCGUGAAGAAUUAUUUGGAGAAUCGAGUGGACGAGCAUCACGUACAAUUGCUAAACAUAUUCCGGGGCCGAAUGCAAAUACCGAGGCAUUAAGAGAACGAGUUUCAACAGCAACUGGAGAUGUGGCGAUGGCACACCAAAUGGUAAUGGAACGUGGAGAAAAAUUGUCUCAAUUAGAAGAGAGAACCGCACGUAUGAUGAAUGAAUCUGAAAACUUUGCGUCUUCUGCUCACGGGCUUAUGCUCAAGUAUAAAGAUAAAAAGUGGUAUCAGCUAUGAGUAAUUAAAUUAAUAAUUAAUUGUUAGUGAAAAAAUAAUUCAAAAAAAUUAAUAAUUGAAAAAAAACAAACUUUUUAAAAUGAAAAAAAAAAAAAUUGUUUGAGAUAAAUCCAUUUUAUCUCAAGAUAACUUAUUACGCACAGAAAUUAUCAAAGAAACAAAACAGAAAUUUUAAGUAGUAUAAUACAAGAGAAGAAAAAAAUAAUAUUUAAUGAAAAUAUUUAAAAGGAAAAAAAGUUAUCAAUCGUUGUUAUUAUCCUUAUUCUUAUUGAAGAAAGCGUUCAUUAUCAUCAUUAAACAAAAAAAAACUUUAAAAAAUAAAAUAGAAUAAAAAGAAACUUGACGUAAGGUCAAAUUUGGAGAAAUUUAAGAAUUAAAAAAAAAAAAAAAUAAUAAAGAAAAGCAAUGAAAAAAAGUUUUAAUGGAAUGAAUUUUUAUCGAAAGAAGUUGUAUCACAAUAAAAAUUAUUGUUUAUUAUUGUUUUAUGUUGGUUUGAUUAAUAAAUAUUAAUUAUUAUUAAAAAUAUUAUUCAUGUAACUAUGUAUAUAGUCCAUGUGCACACGAAUUUGAAAGGAAAAAAACACACACACAAUUUUAAAAAUAUAAAUUACUAGAGAGAAAUAUGAACAAUAAAUAAUUAAUGUAUCAAUCGACAAAA
This is a messenger RNA of Chelonus insularis, 5543 nucleotides long. RefSeq names its product syntaxin-binding protein tomosyn (gene Tomosyn). Lineage: Eukaryota; Metazoa; Arthropoda; Insecta; Hymenoptera; Braconidae. Gene Ontology annotation, biological process: regulation of protein secretion; regulation of exocytosis. Gene Ontology annotation, cellular component: SNARE complex; cytoplasm; plasma membrane. The coding region runs from base 755 to 4885 and encodes 1376 amino acids. Gene Ontology annotation, molecular function: myosin II binding; syntaxin binding; GTPase activator activity. The record is from RefSeq and is a predicted model, not a curated record. The transcript has 22 exons.